This is a messenger RNA of Athene cunicularia (burrowing owl), 1701 nucleotides long. RefSeq names its product solute carrier family 2 member 11 (gene SLC2A11). Gene Ontology annotation, cellular component: membrane. The record is from RefSeq and is a predicted model, not a curated record. The coding region runs from base 82 to 1572 and encodes 496 amino acids. The transcript is spliced from 12 exons. Gene Ontology annotation, molecular function: hexose transmembrane transporter activity. Gene Ontology annotation, biological process: monosaccharide transmembrane transport. Lineage: Eukaryota; Metazoa; Chordata; Aves; Strigiformes; Strigidae.
GCUGGAGAUUUAAAUAAUCCUUUAGAGAAUUUCUGAGAGUACCAGAGGCUUUAGCAGACAGAAGAAAACCUACCAAAGAGGAUGAACAAGCUGCAGAGACUGCUUCAGAGCAAGAUCUUGAUCCUGACAAUAUGUGCUGCUGGGAUUGGAGGCACUUUCCAAUAUGGUUACAACAUCUCUAUCAUCAAUGCUCCAACUUCAUACAUCCAGAUGUUCAUGAAUGAAACCUGGUUGGAGCGCACAGGUGUGCCCCUUGAAAGCAACAUGAUCCUGCUGCUGUGGUCUUUCACUGUCUCUGCGUACCCUCUGGGUGGACUCACUGGGGCUGUUGUUGCUGGUCCCAUGGCCAUCAUGCUGGGAAGGAAGAUGUCCCUGCUGCUGAACAAUGUCUUUGUAAUCAUAGCUGCAGUCUUGUCAGGAUUCAGCCGAAUGGCAAGAUCUUUUGAAAUGAUUAUGCUCAGCAGAUUUUUUACUGGUGUGAAUGCAGGUGUAAGCAUGAAUAUUCAGCCCAUGUAUCUGGCAGAAAGUGCCCCAAAGAAGCUCAGAGGAGCUGUGGCCUUGACCUCUGCAUCGUUUACAGCCCUGGGGUUGGUGCUGGGGCAGAUUGUUGGACUCAGGGAGCUACUAGGAGGGGAGGAGAACUGGCCAUUCCUUUUAGCUAGCAAUGUGGUGCCUGCCCUCAUCCAGCUCACAGCUCUGCCUUGGUUCCCUGAAAGUCCCAGAUACCUCUUGAUUGACCGUGGAGAUGAAGAAUCCUGCAUCUCUGCCCUGCAGAAGCUCAGAGGCCACAGUGACCUGAGUGCAGAGCUGGAGGAGAUGCUGGCUGAACAGGCAGCUGUUAAAGGUCAGAGAGCGAAGAACCCUUGGGAGCUCCUCCAAACUCCAGCUUUGAGGUGGCAGCUGAUGAGUAUCGUUGUGCUGAGCAGCGCCAUGCAGCUCUGCGGGAAUGACUCGAUGUAUUUUUAUGCAGCUUAUGUGUUCCAAGAGGCUGGAAUUCCUCAGGAUAAAAUCCCAUAUGUUGUAAUCGGCACGGGGAGCUGUGAACUCAUCACAUCUGUCACUUGUAACAUGAUUAUAGACUACGCUGGUCGGAGGCCACUGCUCCUGGGGGGAUAUAUCUUCAUGGCAGGAUGGGCCAUUGUCUUCAUGGUUGCUCUGAGCCAGCAGACUCAGAUUAGCUGGAUGCCUUAUCUCAGCAUGGCCUGCAUUUUCGCCUAUAUCCUGAGCUUUGGAAUCGGACCAGCUGGUGUAACAGGAGUUCUGCCCACAGAGGUUUUUGAUCAAAUGUCCCGGCCAGCUGCUUACAUGAUCUGUGGCUCUCUGCUCUGGUUCAACCUAUUUCUGGUCGGAACAGCCUUUCCAUUCAUUGUGAAAAGUCUAGCACAUUUCUGCUACAUCCCAUUCCUUGUGGUCUGCAUCUGCACUGCACUCUACGUUGGGUUUUUCCUUCCUGAGACAAAGGGAAAGUCCUUCCUGGAAAUUUCAGAGGAGUUCAAGAAACGGAACUUCAAAGCUCAGACCCAUGCAGUUUUUUAUAAAGGCCCUGAAGAGAUCAAAUCCACCAUGUUGUAGAAGAAGAAAGGAGGAUGGUAGCUGGGGGACAUUCAGCAGUGGCUACCCUCUCUUUCAGGGACACAAAGAGAGAAGUAGAGUUAGGGACAAUAUAUUACUCUUAGGUUCUUAGAUCCACCUGGAAAAGAU